This is a messenger RNA of Paramecium pentaurelia, 1012 nucleotides long. The record is from the annotation of a GenBank genome assembly. NCBI's taxonomy places the organism in Eukaryota, Ciliophora, Oligohymenophorea, Peniculida, Parameciidae.
AUGUUAUAAGGAGAAGCAAAUUUUGCUGAAAAGAGACAAUUGAGAAGAGCAAGAACUAAUUUUGAGAAUGAAAUGUAAAUUUUAUAUUUAUUGAUAAAGGGAUGAUGGGAUGAAUGAAUAAAUGACUUGUUAUGAAAAUGUUUUAAAUUGUUUUGGAUCCUUUUUUGGAACUUUAAGAGCUUGGUUACCAUGUUGUUGUUGUUUUUGUCCAUAUCCUUAUUAUGAAAUAACCUAAGGGUAAAAAGGAUUGUUAUAAAAAUUUGGAAAAUAUCAAAGAACUUUGGAACCUGGACUACAUGAAUUCAAUCCGUAAUUAAUUAAUAUUGAUUUCUUAGUUUUACAGAUAGAAUUAUUCCUGUAAGCACAAAGACAUUGUAAAACAAUCAAUUUAAUAUUUAAGUAUCAUCGAUUUAGAAAGAUAACUAAUUUUGUCUAAAGACAAUAUUACUGUUAAUAUUGAUACUAUUGUAUAUUACAGAAUUGUUGAUGUGUGUAGAUCAGCUUAUAGAGUUAAAAAAAUUGUUGAAGCAGUUAAGGAAAUAACUUUUGCAGUAAUAAUUUAUUAAUUUUCAGACUCUUAGAACAGUUGCUGGUGAACAUACAUUAUAGGAUAUUAUUGAGAACAGAUAAAAGAUUGCUGAUGAAAUAGAAGGAUUCGUAUUUGAUGUUGUUUCAGAAUGGGGUAUCAGAUUUUGUUAAUUUCAAUAUAGGAAUCUAUUUAGAACAUAUUUUUAUCAAAGAUAUGUAAAUGGGAGAAGAAUUAUAAGCUUCCCUUUCUAAUGCUCCUAAGGCUUAAAGACUUGCUUAGUCGAAAAUCAUUUCAGCAAAAGUACUAUUUUAUAUAAAUAAAAAGAGUGACGUUGAAGCUGCUAAACUUAUGAGAGAAGCUGCUGAUAUGUUGGAUUCCAAAGCAGCUAUGUAAAUUAGAUAUUUUGAAACUAUUUAAUAAAUUGCCAAAAACAAAAAUCCAAAAAUAUUGUUCCUGUCUAUGGAUUAAACUUCAAAAAAAUGA